AUGGAUCCUAGGACAAAGGACCUGACCGUCCUACUGGAAAAAUCCGAUCUAACCGAUGAACAAAAAACCUUCACCCUGAACGUCAAUCUGUACGGGUCGAAGCCCCCGCCAGUGGACACCGUCUGGAGAGCAAUCGAGUCGCACGAUGUGAAAGUGAACACUUCUCUGCGGAGUAAGUGGACAGGACGUGAGAAGGAGGUGGACGGCAAGAUAAUUGGGGAUUCUAUUGACGACAUGUGGAAGGAUCUAUCUGCUUCAAGGGCUAGUGUGUUCAUCAUUGUCUCUGGAGACAGAGAUCUUGACGUUGCAGUGCAGAAAAUCACAGAAAAUGGAUUUCGGGUGCACAUUUGGUCUUGGGACAUUGGACUUGCCGCAGUAUAUAAGCGAAGGGAGGGUAGCGGUGUCCUAGUGCAUUACCUCGACAAUUUCAUCAACAGAAUUGGACUCAACCAUACCGUCUUCCGUAUCGACCGGAAUGCGAUCGACCUACACAGCCUCGUCGUUAUGGAUGCGCUAUCCGAGGCCGACGGAUCGAGGCAUUUCGUCCCGUUUACGGUUCCCGACCUAUAG
Molecule: messenger RNA, 570 nt
Organism: Scedosporium apiospermum
Lineage: Eukaryota; Fungi; Ascomycota; Sordariomycetes; Microascales; Microascaceae
Exons: 2
Coding region: 1-570 (189 amino acids)
Molecular function (GO): RNA nuclease activity
Source: RefSeq, a predicted model, not a curated record